Coniophora puteana RWD-64-598 SS2 is the source of this 525-nucleotide messenger RNA. RefSeq lists its product as uncharacterized. The annotation marks the transcript as partial. The record is from RefSeq and is a predicted model, not a curated record. The transcript has 2 exons. NCBI's taxonomy places the organism in Eukaryota, Fungi, Basidiomycota, Agaricomycetes, Boletales, Coniophoraceae.
AUUGUGAGACGCAACAGUAUUAUUUGUCCCUCGGGCCGUGGUCCAGGGUUCUGCAUGGCCCCAGAUUUGAAUGCAGAGCAUGGAGUUGACGCUCUCAAGACACUUUUCCUUGCUAAAGGUGUUCUGGGUGACUGGGAUCGCCUCGGAGACGGUGCAGCCUGCAUAAUGCAUGCUGAAGCGGCAAAGCGCAAGAUAUCAAGUGCAUUCGGACUCUCAUAUCAGUCACAAACUCACACAACACCGUCCACUCGUGCUCUUGUUUUCAAGGUUGCGGACAAGGUGAAAGAGCACGACCUACUUACCGCUGAUUCACUCCGAAAAAACACUCAUGGUGUCAAACCUACUGUUGACUUGCUCAAUGAUGGGCGUGCACGGUUGAGGUCGCAGAGCAUCCCCGCCUUCAACAAGCGUCUUGAAUUGCUUCAACAGGGAAAAGAGUGGACGGAGGAUGUAGACGAGCUACCACCAAUGAGUAUCACAUUUACUAGCGAUUCAGACGAUGUUAUAUCUAGCGAUGACACUUGA